AUGGCUAGCCGACAGCAGGAUCACCGAGCCCAAAAGAUCUCCAGCGCCAUCGACAGCCUCAUAACCCACCUGAUCCCCGAAAACCCCUACGAAGACGACCAUACCGCCGAGCUUCGACACGAUGACUAUGCGUCAGCCGUCAAGGCCCUCCUCGAACAACCCUCCUCGCCAAGCUACGAUGCGGACGUUAACAAUGCCUCCGAUUUGAUCAAGAGGAAGUUGAUCCAAGGAAACCCAACCCAGGCACUGCGCUUCUCCCACCUCUAUACCCGACUACUAUCCCUCCCCGUUCUCAACCAGAAGUGGGCGAUCCUCUACUUUCUAUACCAGCUCUCGGACUCGCCAGAUCCCAAUGAGCCCCUGCCUUUAAGCCCGCUUCCGCAACAACAGCCCCAUUUCGACCCUCAGUUCCAGCCUCAGAUCCAGGCGCAAACACCUCCACCCCAGCUUCUAAGACCUUCCCAACCGGCAGCAUGGCCUGUCGAACCCAGGAUCCCAGCAUAUGAAGAGGUUCAGGAUGAGGAGGUGAUGGAGGAUGCCCCUUCACUAGAGGGAUCUCACAAUGUUCCCCCGGAAAGGCCAAGACAUGGUAGAGACCAAGGUCAUACGCCUACCCAGAGUCACCAGGCUGGUCCUGCUUCAAGAGACGAGAAGGAGGUGGCACACGACCCUUCGGAGCCGGCAUUAUUAAGGGACCUGCCCUUCACCUUGCAAGGCCUCUCGUCGGCAACUCUGCCUUUUCUCAACGACACAACGUUGAAGCUACCACCAACGCUUCCUAUUCCUAUCAUCUCUCUUCUCAACACACUGGCCGAGCCUUCACUGCUCUACAGAGGGCUCAAUGAGUUUACCAAGACGCCGGCAAACGGCCUAUUGGGGCAAAGUCUACGAGCUGCCAUCAGCAAGGAGCUUCGGUCAUAUCUGACCUUGGUGGCUACCCUGGAGACGCAGAUUCGCCGUGCUCUCUCUGAGCUCGAUGAGUCUGCUCCCCGUGGCGGCAUUGGGAAAACCGGUGUUACGCUCAAGCGAUGUGUGGUAUGGACACGAGAGGCAACCAUGGGCUUACGCCUCAUGUCUCUGAUCGCGGAAGAGAGCAAAAAUAAGCAUGGUGGACAGUUGAUCACUCUGAUUCACAGCUUUUCGUCGUCACACGGCGACCCUGUUGUGGCUGCUUUCGCUGAACGGUUGCUUGUUGAUGUGACUCGCCCGUUCUACGAUAUCCUACGCCGCUGGAUUUAUGAUGGAGAGCUCCUUGAUCCUCAUAUGGAAUUCUUUGUUCGGGAACAGAACCCUCAUGACGAGGAGAGGAAAGACGCCAAAGCUAAGGGCCAAAUGAGUGUCUGGAACUCCAAGUAUGAGCUUGUUGAGAACAUGAUUCCGACCAUUAUAACGGAAAACUUCUCCAAAAAGGUUUUCCUCAUCGGAAAGUCCCUUAACUUCAUCCGCCACAGCUGCGGUGAUCACAAAUGGGUGGAAGAGUACAGUAAAAAGGCAUCCAGGGAGCUCAAGUAUGGCGACACAACUACCCUGGAAGCCUGGAUCGACGAGGCCCAUAGGGAGACCAUGAGCCACCUUAUGCAUCUUCUAAACGAUCAGUUCCGUGUCUUCGAUCAUCUCGAGGCGCUGAAGCGUUACAUCCUGUUGGGCCAGGGUGAUUUCAUUGCUCUGUUGAUGGAGUCAUUGGCCCCUAACCUGGACCGACCAGCGGGUGCCCAAUAUCGACACACUCUCACUGCGCAGCUUGAGCAUGCUAUUCGAGGCUCAAACGCUCAAUAUGACGAUCCGGAAAUCACGAAUCGCCUGGAUGCACGCAUGCUUCAGCUCAGCCAUGGCGAUAUCGGCUGGGACUGCUUCACGCUCGAGUACAAGAUUGACGCACCCGUGGACGUCGUUGUCACCGAAUGGGGGAACCGACAGUACCUCAAGGUGUUCAACUUCCUCUGGCGUAUCAAGCGUGUUGAAUUUGCCCUUGCCUCUACGUGGCGCAAGUGCAUGACUGGCGCGCGCGGCGUUCUCCAGACGUCGGACGAGAAGGUGCUUCAAACUUGGAAAAGCACCAGGGGUGUUCUCGCCGAGAUGGUCCAUUUCGUCGGCCAACUACAGUACUACAUCCUCUUCGAGGUUAUCGAAAGCAGCUGGACUGAACUCCAGAAAAACAUCCAUAAGGAGAACUGCACGCUCGACGACCUAAUAACCGCCCACACCAAAUACCUCACCUCCAUCACACACAAGGGCCUCCUAGGCGCCAAACGGCGGCAGUACCCGCAGACAGGCUCGGACCCUACCGGCGCACCACCCUCCACCACAGACGAAGACCGCAACUCCUACAUGGUCCAACUCAGCGAGCUCCUCCGGACCAUGCUCGCCUACAGAGACAGCGUGGAUGGUCUCUACAGCUGGUCCGUCUCCGACUUUACGAGACGUCAGGAGAAGGAGACGGCCGGACUCAUUUACUCGCACCGCGGCGGCACCCGAAACACUACCACGACGCGCGACCGAGCAGAUUCCCAAGCUGCAUCCAUGGCUGACUCGAUGGACCUCGAUCCGCCAUACGACUACAACGACUCCUCGGCCACUGGCGGUGACGCAGGGGCAGUUAAGAGUGAGUUCCCGGCGCUGCAGGACCGGUUGAAACAGCUAGGAGCCAACUUUAAGACGAGGUUGCAGAUCCUAUUGGGAGAUUUGGCGUACCAACCAGAUGUCGAUAUGCGGUUUUUGGGCGUGUCGAUGAAUUUCAAUGAUGUUUAUCAGCCGGUGAGGAGGAAGACGAAGAGCUCGUCGUCUAGUGCUACUGCUGUUCCCAGUGGCGGUGGGGCUACCUCUGUGGCUUCUGGGGCUUCUGGGUCUGGGAGUCAGGGGCAAGCUCAGGCUGGGCAGGCUGGGGGGGGUAUGGGAGGAGGAGGAGGAGGAGGGACGACUUUUCGUGGGACAGAUACCGCGAAGGCCUAG
Molecule: messenger RNA, 2949 nt
Organism: Sordaria macrospora k-hell
Lineage: Eukaryota; Fungi; Ascomycota; Sordariomycetes; Sordariales; Sordariaceae
Biological process (GO): microtubule nucleation; mitotic cell cycle; meiotic cell cycle
Cellular component (GO): centrosome; mitotic spindle pole body; spindle pole
Molecular function (GO): microtubule minus-end binding; gamma-tubulin binding
Source: RefSeq, a predicted model, not a curated record